Messenger RNA from Cuscuta campestris, 1092 nucleotides. The record is from the annotation of a GenBank genome assembly. NCBI's taxonomy places the organism in Eukaryota, Viridiplantae, Streptophyta, Magnoliopsida, Solanales, Convolvulaceae.
CUCUACAAAAUUGGAGCCCCUCUCCGUCGAUUUUAGACUUGUGCGUAAUUGCACACACCCGGGCAACCGCACAGGCGGACACCGUAUUUCCGCUCAUUGCCUCCAAUUCCAUAGCCAGCAAGCCGCGAGGAUCCAACCAGUGAACACCACCAAAAAGAUGCAAUCUCUGUCGUUGAAGGUGAGCAAGAGGCUCUCCACCUCCAAGCCUCUCUUCGGAAUCUCAUCCAACCUCGUUCCUCACGCAUCUUCGUCAAUCACCACCACCUCCUCUUCCUCCAAUCCGCCACCUUCUCCACCGGUCCACUCCGCCGUCGGAAACGGAGGAUCCUGGCCUUCCUCCGCUCUCCACAGCUUGCUCCGCGCUCCGUGGUCCGCCAAUCAAAGCCGCGGAAUCACUCUCCCCGGAUCUGACGUUAGAGCUGCGAACUCCAUUCGGAUCCAAGGAGGCAUUCAUGAGGUUCUGCUUCACAGAGCAGCUAGUUAUGCAACUGCUGCUACUACAGGGGAUGCCAUAAAAAGGGUGGUACGAGACAGUGGAUUGAGGAAGGAAGGCCCAAAGACAAAGAGAGAGCAGCUGCUAAAAGCUACUGCAGUUGCCCCACUUGUUAUGAUAUACCCCAAUGCCUAUUCCUUGUUCGCGGGAAAUCUCUCCAUCUUUUGGCACAUGCAUGCGGGUAUUGAAGAGAUCUUUGCAGACUACAUCCACCACGAAAUGACCAGAACUUUCAUGGAGAUAUCUCUGAGAUUGUUCCUGAUAAUUGCAGCGAAAGAUGUUUUCUUGAAUCUUGUGUUCGUAUAAUCAGCUAGCUGAUGCAUGGGUCUAUUUGCCUUCACAAUAAAAGCUAGUUGAGGAGCAAGCUUGAGAAAACCGUUUCUGGCCGUGUUUUUCAUACUUAGAGGUGAGACACUUAUUUUCCCUUUACAAAUAUGUGUUUGUUACCGAGUAAUUGUGGUGAUUGAUACUGAAAUAGUUCGACUAGUUUUCAGUCGUUUCUCUAGCACUUGCAUUUCAGCUGCAAUUAGUCUUUGCAUAUAAUAACGGUUUCUUGACCGACCAAUCAAACAUUCAUCUAGUAAAAUUAGAGUCAAAUU